Vitis riparia (riverbank grape) is the source of this 3222-nucleotide messenger RNA. RefSeq names its product serine/threonine-protein kinase/endoribonuclease IRE1b-like. The coding region runs from base 155 to 3028 and encodes 957 amino acids. Lineage: Eukaryota; Viridiplantae; Streptophyta; Magnoliopsida; Vitales; Vitaceae. The transcript is spliced from 6 exons. The record is from RefSeq and is a predicted model, not a curated record. Gene Ontology annotation, cellular component: IRE1-TRAF2-ASK1 complex. Gene Ontology annotation, biological process: intrinsic apoptotic signaling pathway in response to endoplasmic reticulum stress; IRE1-mediated unfolded protein response; protein phosphorylation. Gene Ontology annotation, molecular function: RNA endonuclease activity; protein serine/threonine kinase activity; ATP binding.
CAAUACCCGAUUUCUUCUUUCUCCUUGUUCCGGUAACGGAUCCGAAACAGCUUUUGGGUAUCUGCCAAGGGAAGAAGCACAACCCGCCAGUUGAAUCUCAAAAAUAAUUCUGAAAAGUCUAAUUUAUUGAGUAAAAUCUGAAAUCAAGGUUGAGAUGAAACGUUCUUUGAUCUUUCUUCUGUGGUUCAUCUCCAUAUCGGGCGUUCUCGCAAUCUCAACGAAGCCGGAGAACUCCCUCUUGAAUCUCGACAGCAAGGGUUUCGAUAUCUUGAAGGCCAAUUCCAUAGUGCCACAAGCGCCUAAAAAUGAUAUAGCGCUAGUGGCUGCUUUAGAUGGGACAAUUUAUUUCGUGGAGGCUAGUUCGAGGAAAAUACUGUGGUCGUUCGCGUCUGGUUCAUCUAUCUAUUCUUCGUAUCAGGCUUUUCUUGAUGGUGAUAACGACAAGCAGCUGAGUACUGACUUCUUUAUAGAUUGUGGAGAUGAUUGGGAACUGUACAGGCAUAACAUUAGCUUCGGAAAAAGGGAAAAACUUCUAUUGACUCCUGAAAAAUAUGUUGAAGGUGCGCCUUAUGUAUCAAAGGAUGGAGUCACAGUGGGAUCAAAGAAAACCACAGUAUUUCUUGUUGACGCCAAAUCUGGAACAAUUAUUACCACUUUUAGAUCAGAUGCUUCUCCUUUGAUAGGAGGGUUUCAAGGUGAUGAAGAAAACCCUAUUCUAUCUAGGGAAGAGAUUGAAGAAUUGAUAGAGCCUGGUGAUGUGGAUUUGCAGAAAGUUGAGCUGCCACUUUACAUCAUGAGGACAGAUUAUGUACUGCAGCAUUUCUCUCCAACUUCUGGCAAAGUGUUGUGGAAUGUAAAGUUUGCUGAUAUUGAGGCUGUUUUUCGGUGUCCAGGGACUGAGAUUGGUUCAGAAUAUAUGAGUGAUAUUGAGUCUCCAUUGCAUUGUCAGACAAGGGCUUCUGUAUACCGAAUCCGUGAGCCUAGCUUGUUAGAUUCUUUUCCCAUGCAUGAUAGACUACCUAAGACUCUUCCUGCUGUGGAAGUGCUCUCUCUUCCUGCUUCUGAACCCAGAUCCCAUAGCUUGUUAGAUUCUUUUCCCAUGCAUGAUAGACUACCUAAGACUCUUCCUGCUGUGGAAGUGCUCUCUCUUCCUGCUUCUGAACCCAGAUCCCAUAGCUUGUUAGAUUCUUUUCCCAUGCAUGAUAGACUACCUAAGACUCUUCCUGCUGUGGAAGUGCUCUCUCUUCCUGCUUCUGAACCCAAAUCUCUUUCACAGCCUGUUGGCAGGUUACCUGGACCUCAUCACCUUGGCCAAGGCAAACCACUGCUUGCAUUGCCCCUUUCUGAGGGGACUUUGAGUGUUCAUGGUGGUGAUGCUAGUGAAAUGGAUAUCAUGAGCAUUGUUUCUGACAAUAUUGAGAAGCUUGGAAUAUGGGUUGCCCCACUACUGUUCAUUGUUGGCUUCAUCAUUUACCAAUUUUUUGCAGUUCGAGAACCUGGCAAAUCAAAGCCCGAGGAUUCUAAAGUACAAGGUAUCAGUCCCAAAAAGAAGAAAGCUCGGAAAUCGGUAAUCAAUAAGAACAAUGCCAGUAAUGAGAAAAGGCAUGGAAAUAUCUCAUAUGAGAGUAAGGUUGCAGACAAUAAUGGACUUUCACAAGUCGAGAGAAAUGAAACAAAAUUGGAGUUGAACUCUAAUAGUCUUGCUGAUGUUCAUGUAGGCGAACGCAAGAUUGGUAAGAUGCUUGUAUCUAAGAAAGAAAUUGCUAAGGGAAGCAACGGUACCAUUGUACUUGAGGGAAUUUAUGAUGGCCGUCCAGUAGCUGUUAAACGUCUUGUGCGGACACAUCAUGAUGUGGCUUUGAAAGAAAUUCAGAAUCUUAUUGUAUCAGAUCAGCAUCCAAAUAUUGUUCGAUGGCAUGGAGUAGAGUAUGAUCAAGAUUUUGUUUAUCUCUCUCUGGAACGCUGCAAUUGUAGCUUAAGUGAUUUGAUUUAUUUAUGCUCCGAUUCUCAAGAUCAAGUAGUUAACCAGGACUGGGAUUCCAACAUCUUGAAUGAGUAUAUUGUUCGAUUACAUUCAAUAAUGGAUCCAAACAAGGAUUUUGAAUUAUGGAAGACUAAUGGAUAUCCCUCUCCUCAGUUGUUAAAAUUGAUGAGGGAUGUGGUCUCUGGGCUAGCCCAUUUGCAUGAACUUGGAAUUAUACAUCGCGACCUAAAGCCUCAAAAUAUUUUGAUAAUCAUCAAGGGGAAAUCCUUAUCUGCAAAACUUUCAGAUAUGGGUAUCAGCAAGCGUCUUCUUGGGGAUAUGUCUUCCUUAACUCACCAUGGUACUGGUUAUGGGAGUUCAGGUUGGCAAGCACCUGAACAACUUCGCCAUGGACGCCAAACACGUGCAGUGGAUUUAUUUAGCUUGGGCUGUGUUCUUUUUUUUUGUCUCACGGGGGGUAAACACCCAUAUGGUGACAAUUUUGAACGUGAUGUGAAUAUUGUGAAUAACAGGAAAGACCUAUUCUUAAUAGAGAAUAUUCCUGAAGCUGUGGAUCUUUUCUCUCUUCUCCUAGAGCCUGACCCAGAUUUAAGGCCAAAGGCCAUGGACGUGUUGCAUCAUCCUUUCUUUUGGAGUUCUGAAAUGCGACUUUCAUUUCUUCGAGAUGUCAGUGAUCGUGUGGAAUUGGAAGACAGGGAGAAUGAAUCCCAACUCCUAAAAGAAUUAGAAAGCAUUGGAACAUUGGCUUUGAAUGGGAAAUGGGAUGAAAAGAUGGAAGGUGCAUUCAUCAAUAACAUUGGCCGCUACAGGCGCUACAAAUUUGAUAGUGUCCGUGACUUACUGAGAGUCAUACGAAACAAGUUAAAUCACUACAGGGAGCUUCCUUCAGAUAUCCAGGAAAUUUUGGGCCCGGUUCCUGAAGGAUUCAAUUUAUAUUUCUCGAGUCGAUUUCCAAGAUUCUUAAUCGAGGUUUAUAAGGUGAUACACACACACUGUAGGGAGGAAGAAUUCUUUCAAAAGUAUAUUCAAAGAAAUCUUAUCUAACCCAACCUCCUCUUUCUCCCUUCUUGCUUUCCCGGCUUCCCUUUUAGCUGCAAGAAAAUCUGUGAAAUAUACUGUAAAUAUUCAUUAUAUUAUACCGUCAACAGAUACAUGUAUCAUUUCAUUACCUCAGACGUAUUUAGCACACGUUUCCUUUUCUGAUGAUUUCAUGACUAAUAAUACUCUAGUGUUAAACA